CACACGCCCUCCAAAAGCUCCGCUUUAGGAGUCAGGCUGCAUUUCUGCGAUCGGCUGGCUGGGUCCUGCUUCCUACUUCUCAGGCAGAAAAGCUCUCUUGGAAGAGCUGGAAAGGUGCCCCCCUCCAGCCAUGCUGUCAUUGCUGUGUGCCUGCUUGCUCCUGGUGGCCUGCGCCUCGGAAGGCAGCUUCGACAUGGAGGACCAGAUCCGCGACAUUCACGCCAAAGUGAUGGAGAUCUGGCAGGAGAUGACCGGGGGGCGGGCGGUCCGCGGAAGCAGCGCGGACCCCACACUGCACGCCGCCUGCGAAGUGCGGCCAUCGGCCUCUCUGGACGCCUCGGAGCCGCAGGUGACCGGCCGCGUGCUCUUCAGGCAGCUGGCGCCCGGCGCCCGGCUCGAGGCCUUCUUCGCGCUGGAGGGCUUCCCGGCCGAGCCCAACGUCUCCAGCCGCGCCAUCCACGUGCACCAGUUCCUCCUAGGCAUUCUGAGACCCCUUCCUGAGGUCGCCUCGGGUCCACCCCGCUCCUCACCCAUCACCAAGGUGAGCCCUGCAGGAGGGCCUCUCGAAGGAGUGAUUCUGGUUCUCGGGGGCGUUUUAAGCUUUGGGAUCUGGUACCAGGUGUUCCUGGGGACGUGA
Molecule: messenger RNA, 637 nt
Organism: Pteropus alecto (black flying fox)
Lineage: Eukaryota; Metazoa; Chordata; Mammalia; Chiroptera; Pteropodidae
Gene: SOD3
Product: superoxide dismutase 3
Exons: 4
Coding region: 131-637 (168 amino acids)
Biological process (GO): superoxide metabolic process
Molecular function (GO): metal ion binding
Source: RefSeq, a predicted model, not a curated record